GCUUCUAGAGGGGGUAACAGCGCGCGGUGCUGAGAAAUCUCUUCACUCACUCUCUCACAUGCAUAGAAAUGCGGGAUUAACCCUGUGCGGAGAAGAUCCCUGUGCCAAAACUGCGUUGAUAGUCUACUUCUGAGGAAAGCGAAGGGGAAAAACCCGACUCCAUACACUCUACCAUGUACUGUUACAUUGUUACAUUAUUUCCGGUAGAUUACGCUAUCAUUCCGUAACGAAUAACGAGUGUGAUAAAUUUUGUGAGAACCUGUACUCUCCUAAAAUGAGUGUUUGAGGAUUUAUGGACUGAAACGGGGGAAGUUGCUGGCAUUAGAACUGUUCUUGGGUUGAGAAACAACAGAAAAGACAUCUCAACACCCAUCAUCAGCCGUAAUUUCUCAUUCAUUAACACUUAAAUGAGUGCCGACGUUAUCAAACUGACGCGGAGUCAUGGGCAUGACGAGGAAAAAUAACGCGGCCACUUAUGGAUUGGUUUCCAACGAAAGGAUUUUAUGUUUUCUUGAUGUCUGGAUUCUUAAAGCAGGUGUUUAGGGGUCCGUGUAACCACGAAGGAAGCGUCAGCUGUAGUUGAUCCUCAGACAAGAAGCCUCAUUCUCGGCAGGAAAAAGUGAUCGACGAAGACUGAGGUGUUACCUCUCCAAGGGCCCAUGGAUCUCCCUGUGGUGUUGUUUCUGCUGUGGGGACUGUUACUGGACUUGCUGAGUGGUGCGGUGGGUAGCAUUCUAUACCGUGUGCAUGAGGAACAACCUCCGAGCACACUGAUUGGCAGUCUGGCGGCUGACCAGGGCCUACCAGACACUGGACACCUGUACAAACUGGAGGUGGGCACUCCCUAUCUGCGGGUGGAUGGCAAAACUGGAGAUAUCUUUACCACUGAGAUCCCCAUUGACAGAGAGACACUGAAGGAUUGUCGUAAUAAAGGCAAGCCCUGCUUUCUGGAGUUUGAGGUGUCCGUCACAGAUCUCAUUCAGAAUCAGAGUCCACGGCUGAUAGAGGGAAGGAUCGAAGUGCAGGAUAUCAAUGAUAACACACCACAGUUUCCCUCACCUGUCCUUACCCUCUCAGUUCCAGAGAACACCCACGUGGGGGCGCUCUUCUCAAUUCCACUGGCCACUGACAAAGAUACGGAGAGAAAUGGAGUAGCUGACUACACCCUAACAGCAGGACCAGAGGCUGUAGCACUCUUUGGUCUGCAAGUUGCAGAGGACCGAGGUGAAAAAUUACCUCAACUCAUUGUAUUGGGAAGCCUUGAUCGAGAACGGAAAGACUCCUAUGAUCUCACCAUCAAAGCUGUGGAUGGAGGCAAUCCACCUCGCUACAGCAGUGCCUUGCUGAGGGUCGUCAUUGCUGAUGCCAACGACAAUGCACCCCACUUUGAAAAAUCCUCCUACGAAGCAGAGGUUGCAGAGAACAGCCCAAUUGGACACUCUGUGUUACAGGUGAAGGCUAAUGAUUCAGACUUAGGUCCUAACGGUGAGAUUGAAUACACGUUGCAUCAGGCCAUUGAUCCUGUGCCAAAACUUCUCCGGAUAGACCGCUCAUCAGGCAUCAUAUAUGUCAAAGGCCUAUUGGAUCGUGAGGAGAUCAACAAUUUGAAGUUUUACGUCGUUGCCCGAGACAAAGGCCCCUCACCCAAAAGUUCUAAAACAUAUGUUUCUAUUGAUGUAACCGACCAGAAUGACAAUGCACCAGCAGUGGAGAUUCGAGGCAUUGGUCUUGUGACCCAUAGUGAUGGAGUAGCAAACAUUUCAGAGGAUAUGCCUGUAGGCACUGCAGUGGCAUUGGUACAGGUUUCAGACAACGAUGAGGGAGAGAAUGCCGUGGUGACAUGUGUGGUUGCUGGUGAUGUUCCUUUUCAGCUUCGGCCAGCCAGUGAUUCAUCAGUUGACAACAAGAGGAAGUAUUUUCUGCAGACCACAACACCUCUGGACUAUGAAAGGGUUAGGGACUACCGGGUGGAGAUAGUGGCAGUGGAUUCAGGCAAUCCGGCUCUGUCCAGCACUAACUCGCUAAAAGUCCAAGUGACUGACACAAAUGACAAUUCCCCCAUUUUCUCACCGACUCUGUUUGAAGUGGAGUUUGCUGAGGAGAACCAGCCAGGAGAAAAGGUGGUAGAUGUAGUCGCCUCAGAUGCAGACAGUGGCACUAAUGCAGAGCUGGUCUACAGCAUUAUUGCGGACUCUUCAACAAGGGGACUUUUUGAGAUUGACCCUAACUCAGGUGAAGUCCGUGCUCGGAGCCCUCUUGAUCGUGAGCACAAGGAGCGCUACGAGUUCCGUGUUACUGCAGCAGAUAAAGGGGUUCCCAGUCACAGGGGUACUGCCACAGUUGUAAUCAAGGUACUGGAUCGGAAUGACAACGAUCCCAAGUUCAUGCUGAGUGGAUACAGCUUCUCAGUCUUGGAGAACAUGCCACCCCUUAGCCCUGUUGGCAUGGUAACAGUACAGGACAUGGACGAGGGGGAGAAUGCUCAAAUGCAACUUUCUGUGGAACCUGAUGUAGGCAAAUUUGUGAUCCAGAAUGGUACUGGCACUAUUCUGUCCAGUAUCUCAUUUGACAGAGAGAAGGAGAGCAGUUACACGUUCCGCUUGAAAGCUGUAGAUGGAGGGGAUCCACCAAGAUCAUCCUAUGUUGGCGUGACCAUCAAUGUCCUCGAUGAGAAUGAUAAUGCACCUGUUGUCACCAAACCAUCUAACUCAUCCUUCAUACGUCUAUCUCCCAUGGCUGCUCCAGACAGUGUUGUGGAAGUGGUCGAAGCGGAGGACAUUGAUUCCGGUUCCAAUGCUGAGCUAGUAUACAGCAUUGCUGGGGGAAAUCCACAUGACCUUUUUUACAUCUCUCCAUCUAAUGGCGAGAUCACAUUAACCAAGGAACUAACUCGGAAACACGGUGGUCUGCAUCGACUGGUGAUAAAAGUGAGCGAUAGGGGCAAACCUUCCCGUCACGCCAUUGCCUUGGUACACAUUUACGUAAAUGAAACCAUUGCCAAUGUAAGUCACGUGGAGGCACUUGUGGGGCAUAGCUUGUACACCCCACUGGACAUGGACAUUGCAGGAGACCCAGAUUAUGGUUUGGCUGCCCAAAGAAGCAACAUUGUAUAUGGCAGUUUAGCUGGAGUGGCGGGAGUGGUCACUGUGAUUGUUGUAGUGGUCUUCAUCAGGCAUCGCCUUCAAAGAGAAGCUAAGAGUGGUUAUCAGGCUGGCAAGAAGGAGACCAAAGAUUUGUAUGCCCCCAAGCAAGGGCCAAAAAGUGGCAAGGGGAGAAAGGGUAAAAAAGGUAAACCACCAAAGUCACCUAAACCUCUUGGAGAGGAUGAGGAAGUCAGCCUUCAAAAGAGUCUGAAAUUUAACCUUGAUGGGGUCAACAACAGCCCCAGGAUCCAUUUGCCUCUGACAUAUCCGCCUGGAAGCCCUGACCUAGGCAGGCACUACCGUUCCAAUUCCCCAUUGCCCUCCAUCCAGCUCCAGGCCCAGUCCCCAUCUGCCUCCCAAAAGCAUCAGGCUGUCCAGGAGCUCCCAGCUGCCAACACCUUUGUGGGAACAGGCGGUGAUGACAACUCCACCGGCUCAGACCAGUACUCGGAUUACAGCUACAAGACCAAUCAACCAAAAUACAGCACAAAAACGCUCCCGCAUCGCAGAGUGACGUUCUCCACAGCCAAUCCCAUGCAAGAUCAGCAGGACUCCUCUCAGCAGAGUUACUACGACAGUGGUCUGGAGGAAUCUGAGACCCCCAGCAGCAAGAGCUCUUCAGGACCACGUAUCGGCCCCCUCGCCCUGCCCGAGGACCACUACGAACGGACCACCCCUGAUGGCAGCAUCGGAGAGAUGGAACACCCAGAAACCGAUAUUCGCUCACUGCCUGAUGUUGCCAUGACGGGAAACUGCAGUCAGGAGUGCAGCGAGCUGGGUCACUCAGAUGCCUGUUGGAUGCCCGGUCAGCCUUCGCCCGUCCGCAAGACCCGCAACCCCCCUAAACUGUCCACGUUUGUGCCUUAUCAGGAGAGGGGGAGCCUGGGACGCCUGGCCAAUGGGAGUGUGAGGCUGGGAGGAGAGGAGAACAGGCCACGCUUCCCACCUUCCCGUAGUGCCUACUCCAGCAGUGACCACACCCCCAGUGACCACGCCCCACUGGAGGAGGUGCCUCUGAGCGUGACAUCAGAGUUCCCGCCUACCAGCCCCCCCUCCAAUCACGCCUCGAAAAGAGAGAUAUACCUUUUCAGAGAAUCUCUGGGGGACCAUUUUGACAAUGACUAUCUAGUGUGCUCAAGGACCAUAUAUCUGAUGGACAUUAUCAUUACUAUUGCAUCGCCUCAAUAUCUCUACUUUUUCCGCACCUACUGCAGCACAGUACCUGCCCAGAUCGCGGCACUUGGGCGAGCGUGCUUUGUCUGCAGGGGGGUUGACGAUGUGCAUUUCCUUAAUUAGGGUGAGUAAUGAGUGUGGUGCAGUUGGCAUAUGCGAACACUCCAGCCCCCAAAGGAAGCAGCAGAUCACAGAAAAAGAUCCCGGUCCAAACGCUUCAAUUGUUUAGCGAGUCGCAUUUUUCACUGCACUUACCUCAUCGCGACUGCCUUCAGCACCUCUUGCCGAAUAAUUAAGGCUGAAACGUAUGGAAAUUACUGGACGUAGCCAUGAUUAAAUAAGGCGAAUGAUUAUCCCGCCCUAAGGAAAGAAAGCACAUUAUGCUGUUUUCAAAGCCAUUUAGUGACUCGGAUAGG
Molecule: messenger RNA, 4732 nt
Organism: Sinocyclocheilus anshuiensis
Lineage: Eukaryota; Metazoa; Chordata; Actinopteri; Cypriniformes; Cyprinidae
Gene: pcdh1a
Product: protocadherin 1a
Exons: 6
Coding region: 660-4439 (1259 amino acids)
Biological process (GO): homophilic cell-cell adhesion
Cellular component (GO): plasma membrane
Molecular function (GO): calcium ion binding
Source: RefSeq, a predicted model, not a curated record